CAAUAAAGAUAAAUUACAAGUGACAAGUGUACAAUAAUCUGAACCACUCAUAUUGUAUUCUCUCCAGCUCAUACUGUUUGAUUCUGCAAUUUCAUUGUCCAGUGUGGUGUAUUAAAGAAUCCAAGAUUCCCCAAAGCUAGUGAACAGUUGCUGGAGCCACUUGUGAAAGAUCUUGUUUAGCAACAACAGUUGUCAAUUUACCUUGGGUGCUUUUGUCUAUCAGUCGGGGCAUAGGUUUUUUUCUUAUGUUUGGAAUAUUAGGCGAAUGGGCAAAGUUUGAGAUUUGCAAUUGAGACCUGCUGUGAGAAGACGACUAUAAAAUAGCAUGCUACUCAAGCAGAUUGUGAGCUUCAACUCAAACCACGAGUUCUAGACCCUAUUUGAGUUUGGUUACUCUACUCUACCUCUUGACUAGAACCAGAAUAGGACAAGGCUGCACUUCUUUUCCUCCUCUUUCCCUUAAGAUUGCUUAUUCUAAGAUGAUGGAUAUGGGAUGGAUGCUUGCCAGCAUUUCCAGUUCAGCUCUAACAGUCCUGGAUGCUGUUCUUAUAAACAGGAUUGGCUCUACGAGAGAAUAUCUUAAGGAAAAAUGGAAGUGAUAUUCGUCAAUGAGAGGGGUGCUACUUUUUUACAGUGGGCUAUUAUGCAAGGAGUUGCAAUGAUCUUGCAGAACAGAUACCAACGGCAAAGACUCUAUACUCGCAUUGCUUUGGGAAAGGCUAAAAGAAUGGAUGUUGUCUGGGGAGAAACAGCUGGUGUGGAUGGACAGUUAUGGCCUUUUUACCCAAUACUUUUUGCUACGAAGGUGAAUCAGGACCGACUCGACAAAGCAAAUAUGAACAAAGCUUCGUACUUAAAAUUUCCAUGGAUUAGUUGCUGUAACUGUACCUGCAUUGUUACACGUCUUUCUAUUCAAGGAAACUUCUUUUGGCAGGUAGUAUUUUGCCGGAUCCUUUGGUUCUCAUGGCGAUUUGCAAUUUCACAAACACCAUCCACACUUUGAUGGCAAAGUCACAGUUCAAAGCAACAAUGAAAAGAAGUACAAGCCCGUGUUAGAUCAGUGCAUCCUGAUAGCAAAGGAGAAUGUCCUAGGUACAUUGAAGUUCUAUUCAAGACCUGCUUUUCAAAGUGAUCUUGUUUCUUAGAGACCAUCAAUUUCUUAGCUCUGGCCCAAAAUUCUCAAUUCCGUUUAAUGACUUCAUUUUAGAGGCCCAAAAUUCAGGUUCUCGUAUCUGUGUUAGUUAUGACAGAAGGGGUGGAUUACUAUCCUUUAGUUUGGGUCCAAAAAGUAUUCAACUCUCCGCUGAUCUGUCGUCUUCCUUUGUCAGAAGUAACGUCUCCGUCCUCCUCCUUGGUGUGAGCCAUUCUGUCGGCCGUAUUUUCCUGAUUGUCCUUAUUGAGCGGGAUGGGCGCCAUCCCCCUUGUGAAUCGUUGACAAGCUUCUCGACAUCCUUCAUUGAUAGACUUCUGUGGACGUGGUUUGUAAUAAUAUGGCAAUGCAGAAAAAAGUUGAUAGAGCUGCCUCCACUGGAAAAGAUUUCGAGUAUUUGGAGGAAGAAAAGAGUUUCUUUUCUGGUGGAGUUUAUCAUAGUAUGGAUCCUGGAUUAUUUUCCACUCAACGUAUCAUAUAAAGAAAGUUUUCUUUGCGAUCA
Messenger RNA from Coffea arabica (coffee), 1652 nucleotides. NCBI's taxonomy places the organism in Eukaryota, Viridiplantae, Streptophyta, Magnoliopsida, Gentianales, Rubiaceae. The record is from RefSeq and is a predicted model, not a curated record.